Oppiella nova is the source of this 392-nucleotide messenger RNA. Lineage: Eukaryota; Metazoa; Arthropoda; Arachnida; Sarcoptiformes; Oppiidae. The record is from the annotation of a GenBank genome assembly.
GCCCGCAAACGAAAGGCCCGGCGUCUGAAACAGGCCAAAGACGAGGCCAACCAUGAGAUCGACAAGUUUAAGGCCGAGAGGGAGAAGCAGUUCCGCGACUACGAGAGGCAACACAUGGGCUCCAGGGACGACAUUGCGGCCAAAAUAGAGGCGGAAACUCGUAUUAAGAUGGAUGUGAUGAAUAAGAGCGUCGGUUUGACUAAAGAUAAAGUGAUUGAAGACCUGUUGGCUCGAGUGAUAUGUGAGGUGAAGCCACAGCUCCACAGGAACCUGAGACUCGAAGAUCUCAAAUGAGUUAUCGUUUGAGUAGUAGUUGUAAUGCAAUGUAACUCACAUUCCCUUUGAUUUUAAUAUAAAUAUUACUCAAGAAGUGAAUUCAACUUAAAUGUUAA